Molecule: messenger RNA, 1928 nt
Organism: Anguilla rostrata (American eel)
Lineage: Eukaryota; Metazoa; Chordata; Actinopteri; Anguilliformes; Anguillidae
Gene: polb
Product: polymerase (DNA directed), beta
Exons: 14
Coding region: 159-1169 (336 amino acids)
Biological process (GO): double-strand break repair via nonhomologous end joining; base-excision repair
Molecular function (GO): DNA binding; DNA-directed DNA polymerase activity
Source: RefSeq, a predicted model, not a curated record
CCUUUGUGGCAAACGUGAUCUUUUUGUUCUGCAGCUUGCUGCUGGCUAUUAUUUAAACUGACCGUGCCUUUUUUUUAGCUGGAUAGAUAUACAGUGGUUAAUGUCAAAUACAGAGUAACCGUUUAUUUAGGGCUGAGAAGAAAAUAGCGAGAACAGCCAUGAGCAAAAGGAAAGCGCCGCAAGAAUCGUUAAACGAGGGAAUCACAGACUUUCUCAUAGAGUUGGCCAAUUAUGAGCGUAAUGUGAACAGGGCAAUCCACAAAUACAAUGCGUACAGGAAAGCAGCCUCGGUAAUCGCCAAAUACCCGGAAAAGAUAAAAAGUGGUACCGAGGCUAAGAAACUGGACGGGGUAGGAGCGAAGAUUGCAGAGAAGAUCGAUGAGUUCCUAAGCACAGGAAAACUGAGGAAGUUAGAGAAGAUUCGAAAUGAUGAUACCAGCUCGUCCAUCAACUUCCUGACGAGAGUUACAGGCAUCGGGCCAGCAGCUGCUAGAAAGUUUGUGGAAGAUGGGGUGAAGACACUGGAGGAUUUGCAGAAGAUUGAACACAAACUCAACCACCACCAGCAGAUCGGACUCAAGUACUUUGAGGAUUUCGAGAAGAGGAUUCCCCGUGCUGAGAUGGAGAAAAUGGAGACCCUGAUUCAGGCCGAGCUGGAGAGGCUGGACCCCGAAUACAUCGGCACCAUCUGCGGGAGCUACAGGAGAGGAGCGGAGUCCAGUGGUGAUAUCGAUAUCCUGCUGACCCACCCCACCUUCACCGCUCAGUCUGAGAAACAGCCCAAACUGCUACACGCUGUGGUGGAGCACCUGGAGUCGGUGGGGUUCAUCACUGACACCCUGUCCAAAGGAGACACUAAAUACAUGGGUGUGUGCCAGCUGCCUCAAGAUGAGGAAGAGGAGGAAGAACAUAGCCACCGGCGCAUUGACAUCAGGUUAAUCCCUAAAGAUCAGUACUACUGCGGCGUUCUGUACUUCACUGGCAGCGACAUCUUCAACAAGAACAUGCGAACUCACGCGCUGGAGAAGGGCUUCACUCUCAACGAGUACACCAUUCGGCCACUGGGGGUCACUGGCAUGGCCGGGGAGCCGCUGCCGGUGGACAGUGAGAAGGACAUCUUCGACUACAUCCAGUGGAAGUACAGAGAGCCCAAAGACCGCAGCGAGUGAGAGACGGAGACGAGCGACGUUGCCCAUUACUCACAUCCAGCAUCUUUAACCCCACGGAUUUUAGCUGUUAAUUUAAGAGUGGCCCGUGCAUUUACCUCACGGCUAAUUUGUGCCAGAAGUGCGUGGCGUGCGAACCUCAUCAUGUUCUCGGUUGUUUCGUGGCGGGCUGCGGUCAGCUGACGCGCCUGUCCAAUGGCUGUUUUAACGUACUGUAACGGCAGUGGCGAGUCUCCUCUACUGAUGCGCUCGUUCGCCAGCGCACUCGAGCGCAACACCGAAAGGUCAUUAAUGUGAGCUUGAUCCCUCAUCCCAAAUAAUUCCAGAACUUGGAAGAGAGAAACAUGUGGUCAUCUGUGGACGAGGUCAAUUCGUCCCAAUUUGUCUGGAACAGUCAACAUUACCCCGGUACGAGAGUUUGAGGGUUCCACGAUCACCUGGAACCUUUGCCAGCUCACUCAUGUUUUGGGGGGAAGGGGAUAUCCAGUAUGAGGCUCUCAGGUCUGUUUGCAUGUGGACUGAAGGCUUCUGUCCUUUUUAAACAAUCGCCUCAAGGACGUUACAUUUUUUAUUUUCAGAAUGUGAUGUAUUAAUGUAUUUCUUUCCUCAUUUUAGUUUAGAUGCAUUGCUUUCAUCCUCAUAGCUCUGUAUUUCACAUUGGUGUGUAUUAAGUAUAGCAAAAUGUAAUGUCUACUAGCUUAUAGUAAAUUCAGUAAGAUGAAAUGGACUUGUAUCGAUUUCAUAUAAAGAAAUUUUUUAAAU